Messenger RNA from Alternaria rosae, 1196 nucleotides. Its product is annotated as S-adenosyl-L-methionine-dependent methyltransferase. The transcript has 2 exons. The record is from RefSeq and is a predicted model, not a curated record. Lineage: Eukaryota; Fungi; Ascomycota; Dothideomycetes; Pleosporales; Pleosporaceae. Bases 204 to 1085 code for a protein of 293 amino acids.
AUGCCUGACUAGCAUAUGUUCCCGAGCGUUCCAUUAGAAGAUGGAGCUUAGCUGAUAAUGUUCCUUUUUGGAUUCUGUUUUAUGUUUCCUUUCCUCCACUCUUGCCCUUGCAUCCUCAUCGAUUGAUUGCCGUUGCGACCGCGGAUCCGCUUCCGAAGUAUCCUACAAUCGUAAUUUUGAGAUAUACAGGAUUCAAAGACAUCAUGACGGCGUCACAAUGGCUGAGCGAGCACAUUCCGACGCUUCUUCGCCCGUCCAUUUUGCUUUUCAUUGCAGCAUAUCACUUCGUAAUGACCAUGUUUGAAGUCGUGUUCUAUGACUGGCGCCCAUUCUCACUUUUCAACGUCACCAAACUCCGAUUCAAGGCCUUCGCCCGCCUCUGGAAGAACAACGGCGAAGCAAUGUCUGCUGAAAUGCCAGGCCCGACAUUCUCGCUUUUGGCCCAGUGCAAAGGCGUUAUUCUUGACAUCGGCCCUGGAUCCGGAGAGAUGCUUUCACGUUUUAACCCGGAUAUCAUUACUGCUGUGUAUGGGGCUGAGCCUGCCGAAGACUUGCAUCCAGGGUUAUUGAAGAACGCGGAGAAGAGAGGGUUUGGUAGCAAGUUCCAUGCCAUGGUCUGUGGCGCUGAGCCAGAGAGUCUAAUUCCAGCAUUGCACAAGAGCGGGAUCCUGGAUGUUAGUGGAAAAGGCGGGCUGGCGUCCGAUGGUGUGUUCGAUGAGAUCUGCUGCACUCGCGUGCUUUGUGGCGUUCCCCAUCCAGAGCAAACUAUCAAGGGACUCUACAACCUUCUCAAGCCUGGCGGUCGCAUGGUGAUCUGCGAACACGUAGCGAACCCCUGGAGGACCGAAGGUAGAGUCUCUGCACGCUUUAUGCAACUGGUGUAUACGAUUCUUGGGUGGCCAUUCUUCAUGGGUGGGUGUGAGCUUCAGAGGCAUACGCCGGACUUCUUGAGGGACGCAGGUGAAUGGGAUAAAUUUGAUCUGAAGUACUACGGUCCGCAAGACUGUAUACCGUUCAUCGUUGGAGAGCUGAUCAAGAAGAAUGGUUCGUUAGACAAGAGUUACGCUGAGGCUGUCAAAGAGUGAAUGGAGGAUCAAGAUGUGGUGAAGUGGUUGUAAAAUUACUGUAGAUGUAAGGCCGCCAGAUCUAGUACAUAAAAGUGCUGCGUAGAUAUCGCAGGUAUGGCUUUGCUUGAA